UUGCACAUUAGUUUAACAGCUGCUUCUUUUCUUUUCCUCUGCCGAUAAACGUAGAGAGGUCAUCUACCAAUAUAUGUUCUUUAACGAAGGAUUGUGAAGGCCUGUUACGCCUACAGUAUUCCUGCGUGUCCUCACGUACACUAUGAAUGGCGGGGGUCACCCGUCUAAAUUCUAAAAAAAUAUAUAUUUAUUUCUAGGUCAAGGCUUUGUCAAAAUACGCCAUUCUUCAAGGUAAAGUAAAGUCUCUCACAGACAGAAAAAGAUGGUGGGCAAAAAGCCGAACGUGAUUGUUGUUGGGGCUGGACUUAGCGGGUUGUCUGCUGCAAGAACGCUAAACGAGGCAGGCGUAGAUGUCGUAGUUCUGGAAGGAAGAGACAGAGUGGGAGGAAGAGCCUAUACUACUGAGAGAGGCAGUGACAUGGGAGGGGCGUAUGUGGUUCCGUUUAUAUUCACAGAACUUCAUAAACUGGCCACUGAGUUUGGCGUAAAAGCUGUCAGCACCAAUUCAGAAGGAAAGAAAAUAUACUACAAAAAUGGAGAGGCCAAAUCUUUUGAUGAUCAUGUGAAGCUUUUUGCGAACCCUUUGGCAGGCCUGGAUGUCAACCAUUCCUUGGUAGAAAUUCAGAGAUACUGCAAUAUGAUGCAGAUAGAUAAGCCCUGGAAUUUCAAAGGAGCAGAGACACUGGAUAAAAUGACUCUGGAAGAAUGGAUAAAAGCCAACACAUGGACACAGGAGGCGCGCGACUUUCUCCAGGUGUACUGCGUGACCAAGGCGGCAGUGGAGCCCUGUGAAAUUUCAUUUCUGGCCUUUGUCUGGAAGGUUAAAUCCAUGGGGAACACAAGGGAGGCGUACUCUUCUGGUGGUGGAGGUCUCACAGUGUAUGCAGGGGGAAUUGGGCAAAUUACUCAAAAGAUGGCGCAAGAGCUCGGAGAUAAAGUGCAGUUGAAGAAAAAUGUCCAGCGAGUGGCACAGCAAGGGGACAGCAUUGAGGUGACGACAGAAGAUGGGAAAACUUUUAAGGCGGACUACAUGAUUCUGACUACCCCUGCUGUGAUGCAGUUAAAGAUGACCUUUGACCCCCCACUGCCACCGCUCCGAACACAGCUUUUACAGAGGCUACCCAUGGGGGCAGCCAUUAAGUGUAAACUAACUUACAAUCAGCCGUUUUGGCAAGAAAAAGGUUAUAAUGGGUUCACUCUGGUUGAAGACAAAAAUGAGCCAGUCUCAUGGGUGUUAGAUGACUGUUAUCCAGGAGCCAAGAGCUAUGGACUUGUCAGUUUCUUGGUUGGUGAUAAAGCCAGAAACCUAGCACAGUUGGGGAGAGAAGAGAAAAUAAGCCAACAGUGUAAAAGUCUCGCCAAGAUUUUCAACUCCCAGGAUGCUCUAACGCCUUCAGGUUAUGAAGAGGUGGACUGGAUGUCAGAAGCAUUUUCAUUGGGUGGUUUCAGUCAUGCAUAUCCACCAGGGGUACUGACCAAGUACAAAAAUCUUCUCCGAGAGCCAGUUGGCAGGUGUUAUUUUGGUGGAGCAGAAACGGCAGCUCCAGGUACAGCUGGCCUUGAAGGCGCUGUCAGGUCUGGCCAGAGAGCCGCAAGACAAGUGCUGAAUGCUAUGGGGAGACUGCCUCUUUCUGAUGUGGAAGAUCCAGAUGCUAAAAAG
Messenger RNA from Lingula anatina, 1660 nucleotides. Its product is annotated as amine oxidase [flavin-containing]-like. Lineage: Eukaryota; Metazoa; Brachiopoda; Lingulata; Lingulida; Lingulidae. Gene Ontology annotation, molecular function: oxidoreductase activity. The record is from RefSeq and is a predicted model, not a curated record.